Messenger RNA from Recurvomyces mirabilis, 3009 nucleotides. RefSeq names its product alpha,alpha-trehalase ath1 (gene ATH1). Gene Ontology annotation, cellular component: fungal-type cell wall. Gene Ontology annotation, molecular function: alpha,alpha-trehalase activity; carbohydrate binding. Lineage: Eukaryota; Fungi; Ascomycota; Dothideomycetes; Mycosphaerellales; Teratosphaeriaceae. The coding region runs from base 1 to 3009 and encodes 1002 amino acids. The transcript has 2 exons. The record is from RefSeq and is a predicted model, not a curated record. Gene Ontology annotation, biological process: trehalose catabolic process.
AUGAAGCUAUCAAAUACAGCCGGCCUACUGGGCCUGGCAGCAUACACCCAAGCGACAGUAAUAGACACCCGCUUCGCAGGCACAACAUGGGACCUCGAAAACUGGCGCAUAACAACCACGAACCUCGACCAAGGCCACUAUCAAUCCCGCAUGUCCCUAUCCAACGGCUAUCUAGGCAUCAAUCUCGCAGCUGUAGGGCCUUUCUUCGAAGUCGACACACCCGUAGCCGGCGACAACAUCAACGGCUGGCCGCUCUUCGACCGCCGCCAGACUUUCGGCACGAUAGCUGGGUUCUACGAUCAGCAGGAUCGAACGAAUGGGACGAACUUCGAGUGGUUGCUCCAGUAUGGUGCAGGCGAGAGCGUGAUCAGUGGCGUGCCACAUUGGGCAGGACUGCAUCCUGUUGUCAAUGGACAGGUAUUGACGGCCGCUGUACCUGCGAGUCAGAUUUCGAAAUUCAACUCGACGGUCGAUUUCAAGGCUGGUGUCAUGACUUGGAGUUAUUGCUGGACGCCUAGCAGUGGACCGAGUAUUGACGUGCUGUACACGAUGCUCGUGCACAAGCUUUAUGUCAACCAGGCGGCCGUGCAAUUGCAAUUGACUGCUUCGCAAGACGCCAAUAUUUCGGUGGUCGAUGUUCUGCAGGGUGAUUGUGCGCUUAGAACAUCGCCUAUCGAGAAGUACUUCGAUACAGCUGCGCCGAUCAUCUGGUCUGGUGUCCAGCCUAAUGGAGUUGAGACAGAGGGUUACAUUUUCUCCCUGCUCGAAGGCGACGAUAGCUGCAAUGCCGCAAGCCGACAUGAGUACAAAGACUCCUCGAUUAUUGGUGCAAAUGGCUCCUCGAUUGCUCAAGCUAUGAAUGUAUCUAUGAAGGCGAACUCAGCAAGCACCAUCACGAAGUACAUCGGCGGUGCCUCUAGCAGCGCCUUCGACGAGCCCAAGGCAGUCGCACUUCUAGCCGUAAUCGAAGCACAAAGUGAAGGUUUCAGCAGCAUGCUGGCUUCCCACACUAGCGAAUGGAACGGCAUCAUGACCGACGAUAGCGUCGACGACUACCGCCUGGCUAAUGGAUCUCUGCCUUCGAUGGCCGAGAUUCGUGAACUCCAGGUCACUGCUGUGACGAAUGCCUAUCAUCUUCUACAGCAAACGAUUGGCGCGAAUGCUAUUUUGGCUGCGGACAACAACACUCAGCUCGAUGUGAAUAGUAUUGCUGUCGGAGGCUUGGGAAGUGAUAGUUAUGCUGGAUGGGUCUUCUGGGAUGCCGAAGUCUGGAUGGCGCCUGGGCUAGUAGUCUCCCACCCACAAGCCGCCAAGCAGAUCGCUCGGUACCGAGUCGAGAAGUUCCCACAAGCACAGGCGAACCUGCAGACAGCCUACCAGGGCACGCUCAAUCAGACGGGUCGCUUCUCACCAAACGGUGCUGUCUAUCCGUGGGUCAGCGGAGGAAGCGGCAACUGUACUGCUGCUGGCCCAUGCUUCGACUACGAGUACCACUUGAACGGCGACAUCGGUCUAGAGUUCUUGAACUACUACGCUGCGAGCGGCGACUCGCAGUUCUUCGAGGACUCCCUGCUACCAAUCUACGAUGCCAUCGCUCAAUUCUACAGCGACGCAGUGACCUACAACGCCACAAUCGACGAGUACGAACUCCUCAACGCCACAGAUCCCGACGAAUAUGCCAACUUCGAGCGCAACGUCGGCUUCACCAUGGUCCUGAUGAAAACCCACAUCAACCAAGCCAAUACCCUUCGCGCUCAUUUCGGCCUGGAGCCAAAUGCAACCUGGGCCACGAUCGCCUCCAAGAUCGACGUCCCCGUCUACGAGCCUGCGAACAUCAUCCGCGAGUAUGCCGAUAUGAACAAUACCGUCCAAGUCAAGCAAGCCGAUAUCGUGCUCAUCGACGACUUCCUUCAGUUCCCUAACAACCAGAGCCUGAAUGAUCUGGAUUACUAUGCCCGCAAGCAAUCACUCAAUGGACCAGGGAUGACCUACGGUGUCUUCAGUAUCGUGGCGAAUGCGAUUAGUCCUUCGGGUUGUGCGUCGUUCACAUACGAUAUCUACGGCUCGCAGCCAUAUAUCCGUGGUCCGUGGUUCCAGUUCAGCGAGCAGUUGCUUGAUAAUUUCGAAGCGAAUGGCGGGACACACCCGGCAUAUCCGUUCUUGACUGGUGUCGGUGGCGCGAACAGGGUAGCUGUAUUCGGCUACUUAGGACUGAAGCUCGAACUGGACUCGUUGAACGUCAACCCCUCCCUACCGCCACAGAUCCAGAACCUAGCGUUCCGUACGAUCUACUGGCAAGGCUGGCCCAUAAAAGCGCACUCCAACCAGUCUCACACGACUCUGACCCGCAUGUCCACACCCCUCGACACAGCCAACUCCACCUUCGCCAACACCUCCAUCCCCGUCACGAUCGGCCUAGCAGGCGAAUCUCAAUUCGGCAACACGACAAUCUACCAAAUCCCACCCAACGGCACCAUCACCAUCCCCAACCGUCGCAUCGGCGACAUCAAGACCGUUCCGGGUAAUAUCGCGCAAUGCGAGCCCGUGACGAGCAAUACCACAUACCAACCGGGCCAAUUCCCUUUCGCGGCCGUGGACGGAAGCACGAGCACGAAAUGGCAGCCCACUCAAGCCAACCUCAGUUCCUCAAUCACAGUCACCUUACCAGGCUCAGCCUUCAUCCCCAUCACAGCAAUCCUUUUCGACUGGGCCCAAGCCCCACCACACUCCUAUACCGUGACCUUCAGCAACGCCAGCGAUGGUUCCGCCUCCGUCCUCGUGAGUAGGAGUGAUAAUAUCACCGUUUCGAUCCCGUAUGUGGCGGCGACGGCGUACGAGAUCGUGCCGUAUCAGAGUAAUACUACGAAUGUUUCUCUGAGUAGGCCUGUGUGGAGUGGACGGUUUGCGACGCUGACGAUUGAGGGGAGCGUGGCUAAUGAUGGGACGGUGAAUGCGGGGAAUGGGACUGGGGCGACGGUGGCGGAGUGGGCGCUUGUUGGGGGGGUGUAG